AUGAUGAUAUCAUGUUUUUAUUAUAGUGACAUAGAAUUCGGGAAAUCUUAUAUUGAUCGCGAAGAAGGUUCGUUGAUGCCAAAUCAAGCUAGGUUUACUGUGAAUUCUGAUCAAACCAAGGGUUUUUUGCGCUUUUCUCAAUUAAGAAGAUCGAGUGAUGCUGAGUGGAAACAAUAUUUUGUCAAUUCUGGGAAAUUAAGCAUAAUAGCUUCAGGCUAUAUAAAAAACUUUUUUCUUGAGAAGGAUAAUAGUGAUGUGAAUUAUACAAAAUUCUCGACUACUAAUAAUGACUAUGCUAUAGUAUAUCUCAGAAACACAACAACUAAUAAUGGUACCCUAUUUGAGACGCAUGGAAGAAAUACUUGUAGAAUAAAUGUGAAGCAACGUUCAGGAGAUAUUCCAGAUUAUUUUUGCACUAUUCAAUUUCUUUCUUCACACCUGUUAAAUGAUAGUUCAAACAUUACAAGGUUUGAUCUUACUCUAUAUGAUAAAACGGGGAGAAUGGACCUUAGUAAUAUACAAAUAGAAA
Molecule: messenger RNA, 529 nt
Organism: Racocetra persica
Lineage: Eukaryota; Fungi; Glomeromycota; Glomeromycetes; Diversisporales; Gigasporaceae
Source: the annotation of a GenBank genome assembly